Molecule: messenger RNA, 1624 nt
Organism: Hippopotamus amphibius kiboko
Lineage: Eukaryota; Metazoa; Chordata; Mammalia; Artiodactyla; Hippopotamidae
Gene: CHRDL2
Product: chordin like 2
Exons: 12
Coding region: 205-1563 (452 amino acids)
Molecular function (GO): protein binding
Source: RefSeq, a predicted model, not a curated record
UUUUCACCUUCCUCUUAUUCCCACCUUGGACUUCCCUUAUUGUCCUCAUCACCUUCUUCUCGACCUUUCUCUGAAUCUUCACGGUAGCAGCCGCCCUCCCUGAGUCUGCGGAUUGCUUUGUGCCUCAGUGUCCCCCUCAUCUCAUUUUCUCCCGACCCCCCUUCCGGCUCAGCGUCUGGGGGCCUGACCCUGGGGAAAGGAAGGAUGGUUCCCGAGGUGAGGGUCCUCCCCUCCUUGCUGGGACUCGCGCUGCUCUGGUUCCCCUUGGACUCUCACGCACGAGCCCGCCCAGACAUGUUCUGCCUUUUCCAUGGGAAGAGAUAUGCCCCCGGCGAGAGCUGGCACCCUUACCUGGAGCCCCAAGGCCUGAUGUAUUGCCUGCGCUGUACUUGCUCUGAGACUGCACAUGUGAGUUGUUACCGCCUCCACUGCCCGCCUGUCCACUGCCCCCAGCCUGUGACGGAGCCGCAGCAGUGCUGUCCCCGGUGUGUGGAACCUCACACCCCCUCUGGGCUCCGGGCCCCGCCAAGGUCCUGCCAGCACAAUGGGACCAUGUACCAACAUGGAGAAAUCUUCAGUGCCCACGAGCUGCUCCCUUCCCGCCUGCCCAACCAGUGUGUCCUCUGCAGCUGUACCGAGGGCCAGAUCUACUGUGGCCUCAUGACCUGCCCAGAACCAGGCUGCCCUGCACCGCUCCCGCUGCCCGCCUCCUGCUGCCAGGCCUGCAAAGACGGGUCAAGUGAGAAAUCAGAUGAAGAGGAUGCCACACAGCCACACCGUGGGGUGAGUCAUUCCCAGGAUCCGUGUUCAGGGGACGGCGGGAGAAAGAGAGACCCAAGCACCCCAACCCCCACUGGCCCCAGCGCCCCUCUGGGCUUCAUCCCUCGCCACUUCCGGCCAAAGGAGGCAGGCAGCACGACAGUCAAGAUUGUUCUGAAGGAGAAACAUAAGAAAGCCUGUGUGCAUGGCGGGAAGACGUACUCCCAUGGAGAGGUGUGGCACCCAGCCUUCCGCUCCUUCGGACCCCUGCCCUGCAUCCUGUGCACCUGUCAGGACGGACGCCAGGACUGCCAGCGGGUGACCUGCCCCACUGAAUACCCCUGCCAUCAGCCGGAGAAGGUGGCUGGGAAGUGCUGCAAGAUUUGUCCAGAGGACAAGGCAGACUCCGGCCACAGUGAGAUCAGUGCCACCAAGUGUCCGAAGGCGCCGGGCCGGGUCCUCGUCCACACAUCAGUAUCCCCAAGCCCGGACAACCUGCGUCGCUUUGCCCUCGAGCGUGAGGCCUCUGAGCAGGUGGAGAUCUACCUCUGGAAGCUGGUGAAAGAUGAGGAAACUGAGGCUCAGAGAGGUGAAGUACCUGGCCCAAGGCCACACAGCCAGAAUCUUCCACUUGAUUCAGAUCAAGAAAGUCAGGAAGCAAGAUUUCCAGAAAGAGGCACAGGACUUCCGGCUGCUCCCUGGCACCCACGAAGGUCACUGGAACGUCUUCCUAGCCCAGACCCCGGAACUGAAGGUCACGGCCAGUCCAGACAAAGUGACCAAGACCUUAUCACAGAGACCUGAACAGUUGCAGAUAUGAGCUUUAUCGUUUUUGUUGUUCUAUGUUAAUAAAUAAGAAGUUGCA